This is a messenger RNA of Melitaea cinxia (Glanville fritillary), 1071 nucleotides long. RefSeq lists its product as uncharacterized. Gene Ontology annotation, biological process: cell-matrix adhesion. Gene Ontology annotation, cellular component: basement membrane. The transcript is spliced from 7 exons. NCBI's taxonomy places the organism in Eukaryota, Metazoa, Arthropoda, Insecta, Lepidoptera, Nymphalidae. The record is from RefSeq and is a predicted model, not a curated record. Bases 1 to 1050 code for a protein of 349 amino acids.
AUGAAAGAUAUUUUUAUUCUUUUGUUCCUAACAACCGUAAACGUGGUAUGUCAGACGAGUGCUCCUAAGUGUGAGAUAGCUCAGGUAUGUGUGAAUGACCUAUCACAAGAAGAAUGCGGGGCUGGAUUUAUAGUCGCCCCUAAUAAAGCAAUAUUUGGAUGUUGUCCUGGUUGCGAAGAGGAAGGUCUAGGAGGAGGUGGUGGAGGCGAAGACGACGGAAUUAUUGAUGAUACAUUUCCUCCUCAACAAUGUCGACCACCGGCAAAUUGCUUACCAGACGGAACUUAUGCACCCGUACAGUGCAAGGGCGAUUUAUUUACUGGAAGGUGUUUUUGCUAUAAUGCAGAAGGAAACCGAAUAUUUGGACAAAUGUGGAGAAACGAAGCCAGUCAGAUGACGUGCGCUUGCAGUCGCAAGCGAGACGAAAUAGAAAAAUCUCAGAACAGAGUUUCGACAUUGCACUGCUCCAGUAACGGAGACUACGAACAACUCCAGUGUGAUGACGGCAUGUGCUGGUGCGCUAAUCCGAGAACUGGCCAACCCACAGUUCCACCGAUACCGGAUUUAGACAUGACACUGCUCCCAUGUUACAGCAUUCACAGAGUUGGCGAAAGUUAUCUACGUAGAUGCGAAAGUAUUGUGUUCGCACUGGCCACCAUCAGAAAAGAACAGGUAGACCAUGGAACUACUUUCUUCGGUAACCCUACAACCUUCUGUGAUUACGACGGCAGCUAUGGACCAUAUCAAAUUCAAAACGGAAUUGCCUACUGUACUGGUCGAGACGGUCAAAUAUUAGGUUCCUGGCAAGCUGUGUCGAGCGAAAUGAGAGGAAUGAAUUGCAAUUGUGCUCGUGACACCAACGUAUACUUCCCAGAAAAGGGAAUGAGUGUUGCGGAAGUCUGUCAGCCGAAUGGAAACUACCGGCAUUCACAGACUUCAGGGGAUGUGACAUAUUGCGUCGACUCUGACGGCUACCCUUACGAGAGUGAGGACGAUUGGCCCGAUGAAUGUGUACGAAAUCAAAUUGAUAAUGGGAAUAAUAACAAUUAAACGUUUUUAACGUAAACACUA